This is a messenger RNA of Linum tenue, 2133 nucleotides long. The record is from the annotation of a GenBank genome assembly. NCBI's taxonomy places the organism in Eukaryota, Viridiplantae, Streptophyta, Magnoliopsida, Malpighiales, Linaceae.
AUGGAUCAUCAGCGCCAUCACCCUUGGUUUCUCCUUCUUUCCCUGCUCUGCCUCUCAACGGCCGCCGCCGCCGCCACAAACUUCACCUACUCUUCCUUCUCCGCCAACGAUCCAAACAUCACUGUCCUGAACGCCACUACCAAAGGCCAAAACCUGGGCCACCCUUCCAUUCUCCUCACCAGCUCCCAAAUCUUCGGCAGCGUCUUCAACUCCUCCGGCCGCGCCUUGUACUCCUUUCCAGUUCAACUCUACGACCCGUCCAACAAUCUCACCACCAACUUCACCACUUACUUCGAAUUCCAAAUCUUCUUCCCCAAUCAAGACAAUUCCAACGCCACUUCCGGCGGCGGCUUGGCCUUCUUCCUGACUUCCGAGGACAGAUCAUCGGUCGUCCCCGCGGGCUCCGCCGGCGGUAUGUUGGGCUUGUUCAAUCAGACUGACGAGGGCGACGAUUCCAACCAGAUCGUGGCCGUGGAGUUCGAUACUUUCAGGGACAGAUGGGAUCCUAGCAACAAUCAUGUUGGAAUUAAUGUGAAUUCGGCUGUCUCAGUGGCGAAUCGGACUUGGAAUAACACGUUGGUGAGCAAUGACAUACUGGGUGCUAGAAUUUCUUACGACGGCGCUUCGAAUAUGCUCAGCGUGUUCCUUAAGGAUCCGGAUAUCCCCAACGAUUUCGGAUCGUUAAGCUUCAAUCACUCGGUGAAUUUGAGAGAAGUCCUCCCCGAGAGAGUGAUUAUAGGCUUCUCUGCUUCCACAGGAAGUGCUGUUGCAAUCCAGAGUAUCAGGAGCUGGAAUUUCACUUCAACUCUGGCGGCUAUCGCUACCGACGGAGGAGGCGGCGGCGGAGACGGCGGUGGUGACGGCGGGUUUCAGAUGUGGAUGAUUGGUCUGAUUGUAGGGCUGCUGCUGGGUGCUGGGGCUGCCGUUGGCGCGGUUAAGUGGAGAAACGACGAGAGGAAGAAAUUGAAGAAACAGAGUCAGCAUUCUGAGGAAGAGAUGGAAACGGAGGAUGAAGAGGAGUCGAUGGAUGAGGAUAUGGGUUGGGGAUCAACAGGGCCCAAGAAGAUGAGCUACAAGAAACUGGCUGCGGCAACCAACAACUUCUCGGAGGAAGGGAAGCUGGGGCAAGGCGGGUUCGGAGGGGUGUACAAGGGCUACUUGGAGGAGCUGAACGCACAAGUGGCAGUGAAGAAGGUGUCAAGCGGGUCGAAGCAGGGGAAGAAAGAGUACAUCUCCGAGGUGAUGACCAUAAGCCGCUUGCGGCACAGGAAUUUGGUUCAGCUCGUGGGCUGGAGCCACCAGAAGGGAAGUUUCGUCCUGGUGUACGAGUUUAUGCACAAUGGGAGCCUGGACGCCCAUCUCUUCCGUAAGAAUAACAACAAGGACAAGGUUCCCCUGCCAUGGGCUGUUCGGUUCAAAAUAGCGCAGGGUCUGGCCUCUGCUUUGCUCUACCUCCACGAGGAAUGGGAGCAAUGUGUGGUUCACAGGGACAUCAAGUCGAGUAACGUGAUGCUGGAUUCCAAGUUCGAUGCCAAGCUUGGCGAUUUCGGGCUAGCCAAGCUUAUUGAUCACAACCUCGGGUCUCAAACCACAGUCGUCGCUGGGACCAUGGGGUACAUGGCUCCCGAGUACCUCAUGACGAGCAAGGCGAGCAAAGAAUCCGAUGUCUACAGCUUUGGAGUGGUGGCAUUGGAGAUUGCUUGCGGGAGGAAAGCUGUGGAGCACAGGGAGGAAGAGUCGAAGGUGGUUUUGGUGAAUUGGGUUUGGGAGCUUUAUGGACAAGGAAGGGUUCUUGAAGCUGCAGAUGAGGCUCUUUCGGGCGAGUUGGACAAGGAUGAGAUGACAUGUUUACUGACUGUGGGAUUAUGGUGUGCUCACCCUGACCAUGAUCUAAGACCUUCAAUAAGGCAGGCCAUCCAAGUUCUCAACUUUGAGUCCUUGUUACCCACGCUUCCAUCUCACAUGCCCGUGCCUUCUUUCUAUGCUCCACGACCUGCAAACUCCAUCUCAUUGUCCUCCUACACAUUAUCCACUCAAGUUACAGGAGACAUGUCCCCACGUUCAACAAGCUCCACCCAGAAUUUGAUUUCUGAUGACAAUGAUUCCUAUACCCUCAGAUCAACUAGCUCAUGA